AAAUCGUAAUCGCAGGAGUCACGUCAGUACACGAGCCCUUAAAUUAGGCAGUCCCCGCCCGACUAUACAUUUCCUGACUGCACCAGGUUUGCCGACAAUGUCGACUGUAGAGGACCUCCAACGUCAGCUAAGAGAACUUCAAGAGCUAAGGAACCGCGAUAACGAGCGCCUAAGACGUGAGAAGGAAGAAGCAGAAGCGCGAGCGGCGGGAGCAGAAGCGCGAGCGGCUGGAGCAGAAGCGCAAGCAGAACAGGCGCUACGCCAAACCCGCAAGACAACCCUAGAAGAAUAUCUGCAAGCAUGCCAUGAGCACGUCCUAACCAAAAUUACCCUUGUUACUGAUGGCUACCUUACCUCAAGAGUGCCUACCACAAAUCCUACUAAGAAACACUGUCCUUGCCUCCUCAAACCGUGGGACGAUUUCCUCGACAAGCAGAUUGACAUGCUCCAGAGGAUGGCCUGUACUCUCCCCAGCGACAAGCGCUUGUUUGAGAACAUUGCCUCGCUUAAGGCCAUUGGCGAGAGAGCUCACGCACGACAGGUGACGAGUGAGUCCUCGCUCGUUUUUAUCGAGAACAACUGUGUUGAGGACCCUGUUCGCAUUAUUCUGUCCGAACUCAAGAACUUCCAGUCAUCGCAGCUCGGCUUCUUUAUCCACGACGGCGUGUUUUUCGAAACAACAGCUAGCAACCUCCGCGAUGAGUCCGAUGGUAGAGAUGCGGCAGCCGAGCGAGACAGCAAGCUCAGGACGGACCAGAUCUGCGUCUUUCGAGACGCCAGCGGCCAAAGAGAAAUUGCCUAUGUCAUCGAAUACAAAGCACCGCACAAACUCCACACGACACACCUUGAGCAGGGCCUGCGGAAGAUGCGCAUUGCAUACGAAGUCGUAAACAAGCCCACUAUCCCGACCACGGAACCUGACAAAUUCAAACACUACGCAGAGCUUCUCUCCACCGCGGCCGUCACACAAACAUACCACUACAUGCUGGAGGCUGGGCUGGAAUACGGCUAUCUGACGAAUGGGGAAGCUAUUGUCUUUUUGAAGAUCGACUGGGCCGACCCGACGGUGCUGUUCUUUCAUCUUGCCCAGCCUUCACGUGAAGUUGUGGUAGACGAAGAUCCCAUUUACAGCAAUGCUGUCUCGCAGGUGCUGGCAUUUACUCUCCUUGCUCUGCAGGGAAGCCCGCAUGGCAAUGACGAGCGCACGGCCGCGACUAGUAAAUGCGAUAAAUGGGAAGUGGAUUUUAGCUAUAUCCUGGAUAAAGUCAUUCAAAAUGAGGAGAGAGAGGCACAGGAAGCCGGCCCAAAAACACCGCAAGCAAAGAAACACCGUCGCACGCCAAGCAGUCCCGAAUGGCUGCCGAAGCCGAUCAAGAAGACAAAGAGAAACCCAAAGCUGCAGCUAGAGCGCGAGCGGGAUGGUCAUUUUCCAUCCUACCACAGACGCGGAGGGCAUGAUGGGGGCCCUGGCGGAGAGGGCCCUGGCGGUCUAAACCAAGGGAGUGGUGCUGCCUCGGGGUCGAUCUCACAAAGCGGCGCCAGCCAAGCACCGAGUGGGGACUCGGCGUCUACACCAUCAGCACAGAGCGGCAGCGGAGGUAGGGAUGAGAAAGGUGGCAGAUCUAGGCAAAAUAUGCCUUACUGCACGACCGACUGUCUCCUUUCACUCGUGCAUGGUUGGGCACCGGAUAUGAAGUGCCCAAACAUACAGCUGCAUAUGCGGAAAGGGGUAACUGACAAAAAACGACACCCCGUCUCGUAUACGGACUGGAUGUCACUUCUUCAGCAACAGCUCUCUCAAAGCCUAGAGAAGGGUGUCAGAAAACUGGGCCAGGAGGGUUCCUGCGGCGCUCUGUUCCAACUUACGCUUCUACAGUAUGGAUACACUUUCGUCGCCAAGGGCGCCACGGGGCGCUGCGCACCCAUGCUGCAACAGGAAGAAGCCGUUUACCGAAAGCUACAGCCUCUACAGGGUCGCCACAUCCCCGUAUGUCUCGGCUCUAUCGACCUCCAUCGCCUAGGUCAGGUCCUGUAUUACUACUUUGACGUGCGCAUCGUCUACUUUCUUCUCUUAUCUUACGGAGGCUCCAAGCUUCGGGUGCCCUCGGACUCUAAGGCGCAGGCAUGCAUUAUCAAGCACGUUGCUACCAUAUUGAAGCAAAUGCAUCGCCUAGGAGUGGCUCACGCCGAUAUCCGUUUGCCAAAUGUCUUGCAGGAUCCAGCUGGGCAUGUGGUCAUCGUGGACUUUGACCAAGCUUCGAUUUCACCCGAGGUCGCCCGCCGCGCUAGAAUCGCGCUCUCGCCUAAUAAACGGAGGAGGCUAAUGGAAGAAGCCGUCUCGGCGGAGAAGGAGCAUCAGUUCAAGGUGCAAAUGGACAUGGCCAAUGUACGGAGUCUUUUUACUCUAGAUAUAGGAAGGAUUAUCCAGCCUCAGGUAGAGGAAAGAGAUGUAAACAGAGUAUAAUAAUCAAAGGAGUUUCUAGGAGGUAGACUUACCAUAGAAAAAGAGUUUAAGCAUGGUAGUCUGUUUAAAGAAGUAAGCUAUUCUGUGUGAAUUUGAUUCUUAAUCCGCGCCCAUGAUUCACCUCGUUAAGAGAAACGAUUUACAUGUGAACUGAC
Messenger RNA from Durotheca rogersii, 2619 nucleotides. RefSeq lists its product as uncharacterized. The transcript has a single exon. The record is from RefSeq and is a predicted model, not a curated record. The coding region runs from base 98 to 2464 and encodes 788 amino acids. Lineage: Eukaryota; Fungi; Ascomycota; Sordariomycetes; Xylariales; Xylariaceae.